UAAACCUAAGACAAAAUGGGAAAGGAGAAGACCCACAUCAACAUUGUUGUCAUUGGGCACAUAGAUUCAGGGAAGUCUACCAUGACUGGCCAUCUGAUCUACAAAUGUGGCAGGAUCGACAAGAGAACAAUCGAGAAGUUCAAGAAGGAGGCUGCUGAGAUGGGAAAGGACUCCUUCAAAUAUGCCUGGGUCUUGGACAAACUGAAAGCUGAACGUGAGCAUGGUAUCACCAUCGAUAUCUCCCUGUGGAAAUUUGAGACCAGCAAGUACUCUGUUACCAUCAUUGAUGCCCCAGGACACAGAGGCUUCAUAAAAAACAUGAUUACAGGCACAUCCCAGGCUGACUGUGCUGUCCUGAUUGUUGCUGCUGGUGUUGGUGAAUUUGAAGCCGAUAUCUCCAAGAAUGGGCAGACCCGUGAGCAUGCCCUUCUGACUUAUACUCUGGGUGUGAAACAACUAAUUGUUGGAGUUAACAAAAUGGAUUCCACUGAGCCACCCUAUAGCCAGAAGAGAUACGAGGAAAUUGUUAAGGAAGUCAGCACCUACAUUAAGAAAAUUGGCUACAACCCCGACACAGUAGAAUUUGUGCCAACUUCUGGCUGGAAUGGUGACAACAUGCUGGAGCCAAGUGCUAAGAUGCCAUGGUUCAAGCAAUGGAAAGUCACCCAUAAGGAUGGCAAUGCCAGUGGAACCACCCUGCUUGAAGCUCUGGAUUGCAUCCUGCCACCAACUCACCCAACUGACAAACCCUUGCGUUUACCUCUCCAGGAUGUCUAUAAAAUUGUUUGUAUUGGUACUGUCCCUGUGGGUCGUGUGGAAACUGGUGUUCUCAAACCUGGCAUGGUGGUCACCUUUGCUCCAGUCAAUGUAACAGCUGAAGUGAAGUCUGUAGAAAUGCACCAUGAAGCAUUGAGUGAAGCCCUUCCUGGGGACAAUGUGGGCUUCAACGUCAAGAACGUGUCUGUCAAAGAUGUCCGUCGUGGCAAUGUGGCUGGUGACAGCAAAAAUGAUCCACCCAUGGAAGCUGCUGGCUUCACAGCUCAGGUGAUUAUUUUGAACCAUCCAGGCCAAAUCAGUGCUGGAUAUGCACCUGUGCUGGAUUGUCACACAGCUCACAUUGCGUGCAAGUUUGCUGAGCUGAAGGAGAAGAUUGAUCAUCGUUCUGGGAAAAAGCUGGAAGAUGGCCCUAAAUUCUUGAAAUCUGGUGAUGCUGCCAUUGUUGAUACGGUUUCUGGCAAGCCCAUGUGUGUCAAGAGCUUCUCUGAUUAUCCUCCCCUGGGCCAUUUUGCUGUGUGUGACAUGAGACAGACAGUCGCUGUGGGUGUCAUCAAGGCAAUGGACAAGAAGGCACCUGGAGCUGGCAAGGUCACCAAGUCUGCCCAGAAAGCUCAGAAGGCUAAAUGAAUAUUACCCCCAAUACCUGCCACCCCAGUCUUAAUCGGUGGUGGAAGAACGGUCUCAGAACUGUUUGUCUCAAUUGGCCAUUUAAGUUUAAUAGCAAAAGUCUGGUUAAUGAUAACAAUGCAUCGUAAAACCUUCAGAAGGAAAGGAGAAUGUUUUUGUGGACCAUGUGUUUUGUGUGUGGCAGUUUAAGUUAUUAGUUUUUAAAAUCAGUACUUUUUAAUGAAAACAACUUGACCAAAAAUCUGUCACAGAAUUUGAGACCCAUUAAAAAAAGUUUAAUGAGAAACCUGUGUCUUCUUCUGGUCAACACUGUAACUCCCUAUAGUACUACUUUGGUAAGAGUUGCUCAUAAGCUAUUUCUGGUAAAACAAUUUUCAAAUUAUGCAUUUGUAUUUCUAGGGUGGAGCUUCAGGUUUGUUAACCUUGUGUUGAGAGAACUCAUCUGUUUUAAUAACAUCUUAAGCAUUGGUGCAACACUUUCUAGAUUAGGACAGAUGAGCAAAGAGUAACUUUUAUAUGUAAG
Messenger RNA from Dama dama (fallow deer), 1927 nucleotides. Its product is annotated as elongation factor 1-alpha 1-like. NCBI's taxonomy places the organism in Eukaryota, Metazoa, Chordata, Mammalia, Artiodactyla, Cervidae. Gene Ontology annotation, molecular function: GTP binding; GTPase activity; translation elongation factor activity. Bases 16 to 1404 code for a protein of 462 amino acids. The record is from RefSeq and is a predicted model, not a curated record. The transcript has a single exon. Gene Ontology annotation, biological process: translational elongation; translation.